AACCAGUCAUCAGAUCCAACAGAUGCAGCAGUUUGGACUCAUAAUCACAUCAUCUUUUACCUCUUCAGUCUCCAUCUGAUUUCUGCAUUAAAAGCUGACCCGGAGGAAGUGCCGGUGGAGGUGAUUGUUGACAGUUCUCCCUGCAGCGUCACCUGUGGGCUGGGUGUCAAAAUUCAAACUCUGUGUUUACUGAAAGAUGGCAAGACAGCGAUGGAAGAAGAUGUGAGACGUAAAGAUGGAACAGAGGUGUCGGAGGAGUGUCGUGUGCGUAGGGUGAAGUGUCGAGAGUCAUGGCAGUGUGGACUCAGGACCAUCACUGUGACUUCAGGACAAAGAGUGGAGGUCGACUGUCUGGGAGAAGUCAUGGAGGCGAUGGGGAAGUUCUCCUGGAGGGUAUCCUGGCGUUAUGCCCGAGGAAUAAUCAGCUCUGAUGACUCUCUGUUUGCUCGCUGGGAGGCUCCUGAACUGGACCGUGUGAUUCUGGAUCCUGUCAGGGAGGAAGAUGCAGGUACAUAUCGCUGCGAAGUGCAGGAUGCCAACUUCCGCAGGGUGAAGAGGGUUUACUGGGGGAUCCGGGUUUUGCCCGACAAGAUUCUCAAUCUGGACUAUGAAAGCUCUCUGGCCCAGUGGGACUUGGCUGGAAACCAGGAGAACCAGACUGUGUCAGACCAGGGCGACCACAGGACAGCUCUUCUUUACACUAUACUGAUCAGUUUGAGCAUCGCAGGCCUCGGGAGUGGACUGAUUCUGCUGGGCCUCCAUCAGAUAGUGAAGAGGAGGAACACAGAAUUUGCCCAAUGAACCCCAGAGAACCAACUGUAUGUACCUGUUUACAGAUGUAACUUUUCCAUCAACAAACAUGUCUGUUGUUCUUAGUGUUUAACUGAAAAUUGAAAGUAAAACUAAACAUGCAA
Molecule: messenger RNA, 914 nt
Organism: Thunnus maccoyii (southern bluefin tuna)
Lineage: Eukaryota; Metazoa; Chordata; Actinopteri; Scombriformes; Scombridae
Gene: tmem81
Product: transmembrane protein 81
Exons: 6
Source: RefSeq, a predicted model, not a curated record